AUGGGCCGUACGGAGAAAUCAUUAAUCCGGGAACUAUUUAGCAACCUAACUUGCGAUGGCAGGACUCCCUCCCAACUCCUUCGUUAUAUGAAAAGCCGACUCGGCAAAAAUACCAUGGCUGACUCUAUAUUGAAGAGCUUGUGGCUGGACCGUCUCCUCACCACCAUUACACAAAUUUUGGCGCCCAUGUCCGAAAACACCCCGAUCGACCAGUUAGCGGACGCCGCUGACCGUAUUUUCUCGCAACUGGAUCAUCGGACAACGCCAGUACACAGUGCUGAAGCGACUGGGGACCACAGGUCCUUGGAAAAAACAAUGGAGGAUUUGCAACGCCAAGUUAGAGAUUUAACGUUAGCUAUAGAAAGCCAUGGUCGAAGCCGGCUCCCCUCCCGCCGGCGCUUCAGAAGUCGACCUCGCUCGUCCAGUCGGAACAAGGAUGCCACUUCUACUAUGUGUUACUACCACCGACGAUUUGGGUCUGCAGCACACUACUGCACCAAGCCGUGUUCCUAUACUGCGGUCGCGGAAAACAAAACCGCCAGCGAUGUCUUACCCAUGCGUGAUAAAGCACGUCAACAACCUUUCCAGCUCCGCCUACAAGCAGCAAAUGGUUCCAGUAUUAAUACUUACGGUACGAAGUCCCUUACCCUAAACAUAGGAAUGCGACGAGACUUUACCUGGAAUUUUUCUGUUGCUGACGUCCAGAUGCCGAUAUUAGGUGCCGAUUUCCUGGCGCACUAUGAUCUAGCCGUUCGAAUGAACAAUCAUUCCCUAACAGACAACUUAACAAGACUGUGUGUUCUUGGCACUUACUCUAAACUUACCACCACUGGCAUCACCGUGGCAACUUGCCACAAUAAAGAAUACUUAGACUUAUUGAAUCAGUACCAGGACCUCCUGCGUCCUGCUGGAUCUAUUGAUUCAACUAAACAUCAAACACAGCACUUUAUUAAGACCACUGGUCAACCUGUUUUUUCCCGUCCUCGUCGUCUAGCACCUAACAAAUUAAAAUUCGCAAAGAAAGCUUUCGACGACAUGCUACGAGAGGGUGUUAUUCGUCCGUCCGACAGUCCCUACGCUUCCCCUCUUCAUUUGGACUUACGCCUUAAAAUGGCAAACUUAUGCUAUACACCACCGCGGCACUGCCCGAGUGAUAUCUAUUUACCGCACCAGCUCAAGGACUGCGAGUUUGUAUUUGUACGUAACGACUCUGUUAAGCGGCCUCUUACGCCGGCCUACACAGGCCCAUACCGCGUUCUUAAACGCGCGGACAAAUAUUUCCAAAUACAAAAAGGUAUUCACACCGACAACGUUUCAAUAGAUCAGUUGAAACCUGCCUUUAUAGAGAAACCGUCGUCUCAUACUACUUCCCAAUCAACUCCGCAAGUUCAGGAGAAUUUCAAGACACCUGUUUCUCUCGACAAGCCUAAAUUCAUUCAUCUCCGUACAUACUUGGCGAUCGGAAAACACUUUUGUGAAUCCAAAAUGCAACGUGUUGGUAAUCCUUUGAUCAAUGUUGAGUGGUUAGUGGAGAAUUUACACGUAAGUACAAAUCUGAAAAUCGUGGAUGCCACUUGGGUUUACUUAAGCCCAGGAGAAGGAUACAAGAAAUUUUAUCAAAAGCAACAUAUUCCUGGCGCCCAGUUUUUUGACUUGGAUGAAUGCUGUGAACCAACUGAGCUAUUUCCGUGUCCUCUGCCGGAUUCGAAAUGCUUCAGUGAUUAUAUAGGGCGCCUUGGUAUCAAUAAUGACAAUCAUGUGAUCAUCUAUGACCAGAUAGACGCCAUGGGUACAUUUAAAACCUGGUGGCUUUUUAAGUACUUUGGCCAUGACAAUGUUUCUGUACUGAACGGUGGCUUGAAACAGUGGUUGAACGCAGGCCAAUCGGUGACUGACAAAGUUUGUCCUGUUCAGAAAUCCGUAUUCAAAGUACAGCGUCGGUCGCCGAUGGAGAAAUUAUUUGAAGAUAUUGUCGAAAUCGUUCAGAAAAACUCGGAAGAAAUCGUCGAUGUUCGCCCGGCAGAAUUCUUUGAUGGCAACCCCAAAAAUGGCGGAGGACAUAUUGCCAAUUCAAAGAACGUUCCAUACUUGACACUUUUUAAUGAAGAUGGGUGCAUGAAGUCAAAAAAUGAGCUGGAUAAACUUUUGCAAAGUGCAUCGAUCGACCUGAACAAACCGAUUGUGUCGACAUGCCAAGUUGGCGUGAGCGCUUGUGGCAUGAUCGCAGCACUGGAACUCUUGGGCAAAGAUUCUACCCUUUACGUGGGUUCUUGGCAAGAAUGGUCAGCAAGAAAUGCAUCCAACGCACCUAAAAUCUAA
Messenger RNA from Acanthosepion pharaonis, 2319 nucleotides. Lineage: Eukaryota; Metazoa; Mollusca; Cephalopoda; Sepiida; Sepiidae. The record is from the annotation of a GenBank genome assembly.